Messenger RNA from Macadamia integrifolia, 1751 nucleotides. Its product is annotated as transcription factor E2FB-like. Gene Ontology annotation, biological process: regulation of transcription by RNA polymerase II. Bases 273 to 1631 code for a protein of 452 amino acids. The transcript has 14 exons. Gene Ontology annotation, molecular function: RNA polymerase II cis-regulatory region sequence-specific DNA binding; protein dimerization activity; DNA-binding transcription factor activity, RNA polymerase II-specific. Gene Ontology annotation, cellular component: RNA polymerase II transcription regulator complex. Lineage: Eukaryota; Viridiplantae; Streptophyta; Magnoliopsida; Proteales; Proteaceae. The record is from RefSeq and is a predicted model, not a curated record.
CCGCUGUUUCAUGACGUCUACAAAUUGUAACAGUUUUUUGGGGUUUUCUGCGCUUUGUAUAAAUGCGCCCCCAGAUUCAUUUUAUUUCCUCCUUCGCAUCACAUUCUCUCCCUCAAACUUAACCUGAAAGGCCGAAACCCUCUUGAUUCUUACUGUUUUCGUCAAUCAUGUGGGGUUCUGGUGAAGAUUUGGGUAGCUCUAGGCUCAAAUUUCAGUUCAGUCCCUAGUCUCAGUCACAGAUUCAGUCUUCCUCACCUCAGAUUCUUGGCCCUAUGAAGCGCCACUUCCCGUUCUCGUAUCCAAGACCACCUUCUUUCGCUUUCAACUCUCCUCACCAAUCUAAUGAUCAGAAUCGCUCGCCCGAUCUUCGUUUGAAUCCCCUGAGGGGUGGCGAAGGCAGUGACGGCGCUGAAGGAAGCUCUGUGAUUUCUAAGAUUCCGUUCCUCAGCACAGAUUUAAAAGCAGACAAUCUUGAAGGUCAAAUUGGUGAAUGGGCAACUUGCCAUGGACAUGGUGAAGCAAUUAAUGUUGUGCCUGGCACAGGUCUUAAGCAUUGCAGUAAAUCGAAGGUUUCAAAGCACAAGAAAUCUGGGUCACAAACUCUGGGGUCACACUCAGAUGCCCGUUCUGAUAUGUUGGAACCAGCUGCCACUUGUCGUUAUGACAAUUCUCUGGGCGUGCUAACAAAGAAAUUCAUUAGUUUGAUCCAGGAGGCCAAGGAUGGCACUCUUGAUCUGAACAAGGCAGCAGAUGUCUUGGAGGUACAGAAAAGGAGAAUAUAUGAUAUUACGAAUGUUCUUGAAGGAAUAGGUUUAAUAGAAAAAACAUCAAAGAAUAAUAUACGUUGGAAGGGACUUGAAAUGUCAAGACCUAAUGAACUGGAUGGUCAAGUUAUGAGGCUCAAGGCUGAAGUCGAAAGUCUAUAUGAUGAAGAAUGCAGACUUAAUGAUAGCAUAAGAGAAAAACAGCAAAGUCUCAGGGCCCUAGAUGAAGAUGAAAAGAGCAGGAAGCUUCUAUUUUUAGCUGAAGAUGAUAUUAUGAGCCUUCCUUGCUUUCAGAACCACACUCUAAACCACACUCUAAUUGCAAUAAAAGCUCCACAGGCAAGUUCCCUUGAAGUCCCUGAUCCUGAUGGGGGUGGUGAUUGUCAGCAAUUCAGAAUCAUUGUCAGAAGCACCACGGGACCAAUUGACCUGUACCUGCUGAGCACACAUCAGGGGAGGUGUGAUGAUAUAGAUGUGAAGCAGGCCAAGACAAUUGAUUUGCCCAGGGGGAGUAGCAUUCUUAGCAGUGAAGAUGCAUUACUUCAGAAGUUCCACGAUGAAAGGCUAUCUGAGGCAGGACAUUGCCAAGAUAAUGUAAAGACUUCUAAUUCAUCUAUCGCACUGGAAAAUGUAUCUGGAAUGCAGAGGAUCAUCCCUACAGAUUUUAGCAUUAAUGAUGAUUACUGGUUCCAGUCAGAUCUUGAAGUCAGCAUUACAGAUUUGUGGGCAAAUGACUGGGGACAAGUGUUUGAACCUCAAGACAAGAUUGCUAUGCACAACACAGAAUUAAUAAAACAUCAUGUGCCUGUAGGUCGUGUUUGCCAACAGAGAGGGAUUGACGUACAUUGUUUUGUAGAAAAGACUUGAGGGCUCGUGUGGUAUUGUUCCUCAAGCAAGUGUAAAUUAUGUAACCAGAUGAUUAUUUCUUGUUUUUUUAGGUGAAAAUUCUGGUCAGGCAGGAAUGCAUCAUAUAUUCUGUUUCCUCUA